UGAAAAAAACAAUACAAGAGUUGAUAGGUACACCAGUCCAACGUACUGAUUUAUCAUUUACAUUUCCACAGACUCUACACCGGCCAUACUUUCCGCUGAACAUGGCUCAAGUUUUACCAACCAGACAACCAUCAAAGAUCGAUGUACAGAUGAGAAUGAUAAAUUCUCUUGUCCCAAUUCUGGAGGAAUAUUGGUCUGUGCCAGUGUUAAAUGUGACGGAAAAAAGGAUUGCCCCGGUGGCGAAGACGAACCUUCAACUUGUGAUAAGACUUCAGGCCAAGAAUCAUCACAACCUGCGAUUGGAAAAGAUGACACCAUAAUGAAGAUAAUGGUCACCGCGCUAGGAAUGAUAUUAAUAAUUGCAGUAAUAUGUGGCAUACUAUUUUUCUGCAAAUACAAAAAAGAAAUGAGUCAGAAAGAUACCAAAAUCGCAGAAAUGAAACAAUUUGUGAAAAAGGUUGUAGUAAAGAAACAAAUCAACAUCGAUGAAGAUUUUCCCAAUGUUUUGAAUACGCCUGUCGUUUCAAUUGAACGUUUGAAAUCUGGUAUAGUGAAAAACGGCAUGGUUUCGGUAGGCGAAUAUGAAAUGUCAUUAGAUGAACAUUGGGAAUAUCCUCGACAACACUUACACUUGGGGGAAACUUUGGGCGAAGGCGAAUUUGGGAAAGUAGUGCAAGCCGAGGCGAAGGAUAUUUGGAAACGUGGAAAUGACCUUGUAACAGUGGCUGUGAAAAUGCUCAAGGAUGAUCACUUGGAUUCAGACAUGAUAGACUUGGUAUCUGAAAUGGAAUUGAUGAAAUUACUUGGGAGUCACCAGAACAUCCUUUCACUUCUCGGCUGCUGCAGCCAAGGAGGAUCAUUGCUUGUAAUUACAGAAUAUGCUCGAAAUGGAAACCUCAAGAAUUUUCUUCAAAAACAUCUUCACCAUUCCACCAAAAUAGAAGAAAGUACUCUCUUGACUUAUGCUCGUCAAAUUGCGCAGGGAAUGGUUUAUUUGUCUUCAAUAAAAUGUAUUCAUCGAGAUUUGGCAGCUCGCAAUAUUCUUGUAACAGCUCAGUAUACAAUGAAAAUAGCUGAUUUUGGCCUCGCCAGAGAUGUGAGACAUACAGAAUACUACAAGAAGACAUCAAAGGGUCGACUACCCAUAAAGUGGAUGGCACCAGAAGCUUUAUUUCGUAACCGAUACACACUGCAAUCUGACGUCUGGUCCUUCGGCAUAUUGCUUUGGGAGAUUAUAACGCUGGGUGAUGAUCCGUAUCCUUCAAUCGAGGAUCUUGCUGGGCUACGUAACGCUUUAAAGCAAAAUUAUCGAAUGGAAAAGCCCGAAAAUGCAUCUACAAACGUAUACAAUUUGAUGAUGGAUUGCUGGAGUUUUGAACCGGAAGAUCGUCCAAAUUUCUCAUCAAUAGUAGAACGCCUGAAAGAAUUAGUGACUGAUGCUAGGCCUAAGGUAGUUGAUGGGUCUUACCAUUCAGAAAAUUCUGAUGAAUCUGACUCACAAAGCGUUAUUUCCACAACGGAAUCCAGUGAAGACGAAAAUGAAAUUAGAAAACCUUUUUUGGAAUAAUGAUCUAUUUGAUAUACUUCCUAUAGAUACUAUUUUGUCGGUAUUGUUUCUAUUCUCAUAGGUAUACAAAAAAUUAUUUUUUUGACCGCAAGGUGGCGCCAUACUUACAAUAGGUAUAUCUAUUUAAUAUGUAUAUUUUAUUAUGUAAUUUCAUUUAUUUUCUUGCAAAUUUUCACUGAAUAUGAAAUGUUGGUACGUUUGUUGAUAUGUACGUGGGUAAUUCUCAGAAAAAGGUAAAAAUCGUGUACAUGGCAAAUUUCUCAAAGGUUUUAGCAUGAAUUUUUUUUUUUUUUUUGGUCCAUUCAAGGAUCAUCCCCCACACAUUUCACAUAUGGUAUUGAAAUUUUUAGCCCCUCCUUUCAUUGGUGUACAUUCGAUUUUAUACCCCAAAUGUCCUUAGACGUGGCUGUCACACACCAUGUUUUUGAAAAUGAAUGUUAUAAAGUGUCAUGAACUUCAUUUUUUUGGGGUAAAAUAGGCACGUUCUCAUUAUCAUAGAACACGAAGGUCCAUUAUUUUGCAAAUUGCAAUUGGAAUAAGUCCAUAGGAAGCUGACAUUUCACAUUUGAAAACUGUCACACACUUUUUGCGCAAAUUUUAGAGCAAUUUUCAAUUAUUUUUAGUAGCUUCCCAAUCCAAUAUUUUUUUCUGGUGAGUGGCUGCACUGGUUCACUGUCUUCAUAAAAAUGUUACCCCGCAAUGUUAUUCUCAUAACCUACGCAAUGGCUCGUUCUGAUCGUACUUGUCUCUGAAAAUAUGAUAUUUCGCAAAAUUGGUGUCCUUCGGCGUGCCUUUUUAUUUACCCCGAUGAACCCGCCAAAAACGAUAAUUGAGAAAGGGAAGUUAUUCUACAUGAUAAGUACACAUUUAUUACGUGAUUAAAAAUCGAAUAAUGUCCAGUAGGUAAGGCUAGAAACGAAAAAACGUUGAGAUUGUCCUUCGGCUUGUCCAGCGCCCAUUUGUCCUUCGACUUGGCCAAAUUUCAGACAGCUGUACUUUUAUCGCGCUAGUCGACAUAUUACACGAUAAAACAAGCAAAAUUUGACAUUUUCUCCCUCCCCACACCUCACCUCUACCCCUACCAUAAAAAUAAGUCCAGAUUCGAACUUUGCGGCCUGAAAAUAUAAAUUGACAUAUUACACGAUAAUAUAAGCAAAAUUUGACAUUUUCCCCCUCCCCACGCCUCCCCCUCCACCUCUACAUAAAAAAUAACUCCAGAUUCGAAUUCUACGACCUCGAAAACAUAUCAAUCGACAUAUUACACAUCGAUGAGGGUCGAAUCCUAAUUAUCGCUGUUUUAGGGGGGCCGGGGUCCACAGUGGGGGGGAUUGAAUUGAGGCCAACACUAGAACAGGGAUCUGGGACACCUAUACAAAUGAUUCCCACUUCAAAUUUUCCAAAAAAAUGAUUUUUAUUUUUCAAAAUUAGGCACAUCAAAAUUGACCUUUUUUCUGAGAAUUACCCACCUACUUAGGAAUACAAUAUUAUUAUUCAAUUAUUUCAUAAAACCACUACAGUGCUG
Messenger RNA from Planococcus citri (citrus mealybug), 3089 nucleotides. Its product is annotated as fibroblast growth factor receptor 2-like. The record is from RefSeq and is a predicted model, not a curated record. The transcript has 10 exons. Gene Ontology annotation, cellular component: plasma membrane; signaling receptor complex. Gene Ontology annotation, molecular function: transmembrane receptor protein tyrosine kinase activity; ATP binding. Gene Ontology annotation, biological process: multicellular organism development; positive regulation of kinase activity; protein phosphorylation. Lineage: Eukaryota; Metazoa; Arthropoda; Insecta; Hemiptera; Pseudococcidae. The coding region runs from base 320 to 1567 and encodes 415 amino acids.